Molecule: messenger RNA, 1783 nt
Organism: Rubroshorea leprosula
Lineage: Eukaryota; Viridiplantae; Streptophyta; Magnoliopsida; Malvales; Dipterocarpaceae
Source: the annotation of a GenBank genome assembly
ACUCUCUCUCAAAUUCACUUCGGAUUCGGAAAUCCCAUUUUCCAUCUUGAACCAAGAGCAAGAAUCCAUUACCGUUUACCCUUGUGCCAUGCCUCUGCCAUGGAAGAAGCCCCGGGUGACCCGGAUUUCCCGCCUGGUUGCCGACCUACAGCAGUCUCCCAAACGCGGCGGAUCCCUCGUGGUGGAGACCGGUUUUCCCACCUCUCUCAUCGAUCUCUUUGUCAAGAACCGCGAUCGCUUGAAGAAAUCUUCCAAGAGGAAGCACAGUCGCCAGAUCCAAACCCCGACUUCCCUGUCAACGCCGUUGAAUUCAUCACCGCCGGCGACACCGAGGCGAUCGUGCAAUUCGGAUCAUGUGGUAGAAGACAAAAAGGUCGAGGAGGUAGUUGAAGUUGAUAAUGAAUGCAACGCUGGUGGUGGUGGGGCCGUUGAUGGUGGUGGUUGUGAUGGUGACCAGAGCGGUGGUGGGAGUGUUUUCACUGCGGUGCUAAAGAUUGGCGUAGUGGUGGCGCUUGGUCUUGGCAGCAGAAAGGUUGCGUUGGGAGUCAUGAUCGCCGCCUUCUUGCUUUUGUACGUCGAGUAUGUAGGUACGCGUUUUCUCUGUUUGUUGAAACCUUGUCCGGAAUCGAGGCUUGGCUUCUUAGACUCUUGGGUCCGAAAUGGGUUGCUGAUUUUGAAGAGAUGGGAAAGAUCAACGAAGAAAUUGGAGGUGCAAGAAGAGACUGAAUUGGAAAGUAAUUGUAUUGAGGAAAUUCAGAUUGUGGAACCUAAUUUUGAAGAAAUCUCUGGUUCUCUAAAGGGAUCCAGACCUUUGGAUUCAGAAACGGAAGUGAGUUCGGAGAAGGGGGAGACAAUUGAAGUUUUGAUUAGAAACGAGCAAACCCAGAUAGGAAAAAUCAGAAGAUCCAAUUUCAUCAAGAAAUUUGUUCCAAAGAGGUUGCGGAAUGGGAAGAAAGAGAGAAAGAGUAAUGAAAAGGUAGAGAUCAAUGAGAAAAAGCCAGAAGUAUGUAGGAAUGUGGAAGAAAUUGGAGAGGAAGUGAGGAAUAAGAGUGAAAAACAAGAGCAAGAAGUAAAGGCAGAAAGGUACAAAGGCCUAAAAGAAGGUGGGACUUGUAUUUCUGGCAAGAAAGAAGAGAGAAUGGGAAAUUCAGUGCAUCUGAUUCUGCUUGCUAUUGUUGUUCUUGUUGGACUUGUAGGAGGUAGAGCUCAUGCAUUCGUACUGACAGUUACAUGGUGUCUUAUGAUCAGAUUUGUUGGGAGGGGAAGGCAAAUUAGGAGUACAGAAGUGGGUGUUGCCACAAUCCCCUCGUAGGUAGUUUUGUGAGAUGGGGUUUCUGGGUUUUGGCUUGGAAAGUCGUAGUGUAGUUCAGGAAGGAAAGUCCAACCUCUGUGUUGGAUACUCGGCUUGAGGUGGUGUAAUUUGAACUGUAAAUUUACGUAGUGUUCGUUCAUUUUUCCACUCUGUAAUUGAAUUCAAGUGUUAACACUUGCAAUAUAGAUGACAUUAUUACACGUCAAAAUUGAAAUUUGAAAGAUUUUUUUCUGACUAAUUCCUAUGUUGGUGAAGAGAAUAAGCGCUAGUUUGCUUUGCUAAGUUCUUUCUCUCUUUUUGUACUGUUUAGUCCCAGCUACUGUUUCCCCGAGUCUUUUUUGACUAGGUCGUUUGGCCCAUGUUUGGCUAAGUUGACAGACUCCGGUAGAAGACUUGGCUAAGUUGAAAGACUCCGGCAGAAGACUGGAAGUUUAGAAGUUGGCUACCCGUAAAUAGAUUGGCAAAAGUAUA